GGCAUGCCUUGGGCUUGGCGAGCUCAUCCAGAGGAUGGAUCAAUCGCAACUUCAGAAGGCACAAGCUGAUGAAGCCCUGAUCCUUGCCCAGAAGCAGCUCCAAGAGGCGCAAGAGGCCUUCCGUUUGGAGAAGAAGGCAUUCGGCAAAAUCCUCGAGAACAGCAUGGUGGUGGCCAGAGCUGAGGGUAGAGCCGAUGCCAAGAAGAUGGCAGCUGAGGCUGCCAAGAAGGCUGCUGAGGACGCAGAGGCCGCCAGGGAAGAAGCUGUGGCCAAGGCCUGGGGGAUGCCGUUGCUGCCUUCAUCACCGAGAAGUGGAAGACCGAGAGGCCCAAGGAGUGGGUGGCUUCUGUGGUGGAGGCCUCGGUGGAUGAGUGGGUGAAGGGCCCCGGGGCCAUGUGGCUAGCCCGCAAGGGAAAGGAGUAUUAUGACAGGGGCGAGUUCUUUACUCAAGCCCUCAUAUACCGGAGGCUAGCCCGGCACAUGGGAGUGG
Molecule: messenger RNA, 490 nt
Organism: Cuscuta europaea
Lineage: Eukaryota; Viridiplantae; Streptophyta; Magnoliopsida; Solanales; Convolvulaceae
Source: the annotation of a GenBank genome assembly